AUGGAUCACUUCGAAGUGGAUUCGGAAGUAGCUGAAGCCCUCACUGGCUUCCUCAACGACGACGACCCUUCUCUCCAUUCCAUUGACACACUCUUUCAAAACGACGACUUCAUGGCCGGCUACAUUCAACAGCAACCACCACCGCUUUUAGAGCAGCAGCCGCCACCACAGCUUUUUGAGCCAAAUGUAUAUCCUACAUUGGCUCCUGGCUGCAGUGCUCCUCCUCCUAGUUUGUCAGUUCAGAGUGUGGCAGCAAGGAAGCGGCGAAUGCGGAUCAGCGGGAAGACGCAGGAGCUUGCCCGACAUAUCCCCGGCGGCGUCAAGUUGAGCACUGCGGAUAUGUUUCAGUCUGCAUAUAAAUACAUAAAGUUUCUUGAAGCCCAGCUCGCUGUUCUUGAACUAACCACUCCCAGUGUGCAGGAAUGCGGAAGUAGAAAGGAAGAUGAAUAUUUGCAUGCAUUGUUAGCUUCUCUGACAUUGCAAGAGAAGUUGGCAGUGCAAGGGAUGUGCCUCGUGCCUUUAUAUGAGUUGCCUUAA
Molecule: messenger RNA, 537 nt
Organism: Dendrobium catenatum
Lineage: Eukaryota; Viridiplantae; Streptophyta; Magnoliopsida; Asparagales; Orchidaceae
Product: transcription factor bHLH52-like
Exons: 1
Coding region: 1-537 (178 amino acids)
Biological process (GO): regulation of DNA-templated transcription
Molecular function (GO): DNA-binding transcription factor activity; protein dimerization activity
Source: RefSeq, a predicted model, not a curated record